This is a messenger RNA of Vicia faba (fava bean), 1449 nucleotides long. Lineage: Eukaryota; Viridiplantae; Streptophyta; Magnoliopsida; Fabales; Fabaceae. The record is from the annotation of a GenBank genome assembly.
AUGGCUCUUCCAAAACCAGCUUUUAAGUCUGGCCUAUUUCUUCCGUCUAACUUUACCUCUCGUUAUGCUACAAACUCUCUUCCUAGGUUCAGCAUACCAAAGAACUCAAUGCCAAAAGAAGCCGCGUACCAGAAGAUACGCGAUGAGUUGCAGCUGGAUGCUAAUCCAAAGUUGAACUUAGCUUCCUUUGUGACCACAACCAUGGAGGAAGAAUGCAACAAACUUAUCAUGGAAUCCAUCAACAAGAAUUACGUUGACAUGGAUGAGUAUCCAGCUACCACCGAUCUUCAUAACCGAUGUGUGAACAUGAUAGCGCGUUUGUUCAGUGUUGAGAUUGGAGAAAACGAGAGUGCAAUUGGUGCAGGAACAGUUGGAUCAUCUGAGGCCAUAAUGCUGGCAGGACUUGCAUUCAAGAAAAAGUGGCAGAACAAACGUAAGGCUGAAGGAAAAUCUUACGAUAAGCCCAACUUGGUCGCUGGGGCUAAUGUGCAGGUGUGUUGGAAGAAAUUUGCUAGAUAUUUUGAGGUGGAACUGAGGGAAGUGAAAUUGAGAGAAGAUUACUAUGUAAUGGAUCCUGCCAAAGCUGUUGAGAUGGUAGAUGAGAAUACAGUAUGUGUGGCUGCAAUCUUAGGUUCAACUUAUAAUGGAGAAUUUGAAGAUGUGAAACUCUUGAAUGAUCUCUUGUUAGAGAAAAACAAACAAACUCAAUGGGAUACACCAAUUCAUGUGGAUGCUGCAAGUGGUGGUUUUAUUGCUCCUUUCUUAUAUCCAGAGCUAGAAUGGGAUUUCAAACUUCCAUUAGUGAAGAGCAUAAAUGUUAGUGGCCAUAAGUAUGGCCUUGUUUAUGCAGGAAUUGGUUGGGUUAUAUGGAGGUCAAAAGAAGACUUGCCUGAAGAUCUUAUUUUCCAUAUUAACUACCUUGGAGCUGACCAACCCACAUUCACCCUAAAUUUUUCAAAAGGUUCAAGUCAGAUAAUUGCUCAAUAUUAUCAACUAGUUCGUCUUGGUCAAGAGGGUUACCGGAGUAUAAUGGAGGAUUGCAGAGAAAAUGCAAUGGUUUUGAAGCAACACUUGGAAGAGACUGGAUACUUUAACAUACUCUCAAAAGACAAUGGAGUUCCCAUGGUAGCAUUUUCUCUCAGGGACAGAAACCAGUAUGAUGAAUUCAAGAUAUCGGAGAUGUUGCGACGCCAUGGUUGGAUUGUUCCGGCCUAUCCAAUGCCAGCAGGUGCUCAACAUAUCAACGUGCUUCGUGUGGUUAUCAGAGCUGACUUUUCACGCACACUUGUUGAACGUCUUGCAGUUGACAUAAAGAAUGUAUUGCAUGAGCUUCAGAAACUUCCCCUCAAGAUUAAGGAUCAGAAGUCAUUGGAUGCAUUCACUGAAGUCAUUGCUCAAGAAUCCAACAAGUGUCAGAAAAUCAUAAAGAAAAGAAUCUUAAUUAAGUAG